CCUGCCGGCGCCGGACACGCUGAUCCUCUUCUCUUGGGGCGCUCUUCCCCUUGGCCGACCGUCUCAUCCCGUGCAACUUUGGGACGGACAGUGGCCGUUUGGUGUUGAAUGUUCCCCUCGGAGAGCGCAUGGCUGCGGAAGCGAGGUGCGGGCCGGGCCCGCGAGGGGCCGCCGUAUGGGAGGCGGUGAUGCUACUGCUGUGCUUGGGAGUCCCGACCGGGCGCCCCUACAACGUGGACACCGAGAGCGCAAUGGUUUACAAGGGCCCCGCCGACACCCUGUUCGGCUACUCGGUGGUGCUGCACAGCCACGGGGCGAACCGAUGGCUCGUAGUCGGGGCGCCCACGGCCAGCUGGCUCGCCAACACUUCAGUGGUCAAUCCUGGGGCGAUUUACAGAUGCAGGAUUGGAAAGAACCCAGAGCGGACGUGCGAACAGCUCCAGCUGGGUAGCCCUAAUGGAGAACCUUGUGGAAAGACUUGUUUGGAAGAAAGAGACAAUCAAUGGUUGGGGGUCACGCUUUCCAGACAGCCAGGAGAAAAUGGCUCCAUCGUGACUUGUGGGCAUAGAUGGAAAAAUAUAUUUUACAUAAAGAAUGAAAAUAAGCUCCCCACGGGUGUUUGCUAUGGAAUGCCCUCUGAUUUACGAACAGAGCUGAGUAAAAGAAUAGCUCCAUGCUAUCAAGAUUAUGUGAGAAAAUUUGGAGAAAAUUUUGCAUCAUGUCAAGCUGGAAUAUCUAGUUUUUACACAGAGGACUUAAUUGUGAUGGGAGCUCCAGGAGCAUCGUAUUGGACCGGCUCUCUUUUCGUCUACAAUAUAACUACAAAUAAAUACAAAGCUUUUUUAGACAGACACAAUCAAGUGAAAUUCGGAAGUUAUUUAGGAUACUCGGUUGGAGCUGGUCAUUUUCGGAGUCGGCACACUACCGAGGUAGUUGGAGGAGCCCCUCAACAUGAACAGAUUGGUAAAGCAUACAUAUUCAGCAUUGAUGCAAAAGAACUAAAUAUCUUACAUGAAAUGAAAGGUAAAAAGCUUGGGUCUUAUUUCGGAGCUUCUAUCUGUGCGGUGGACCUCAACGCAGAUGGCUUCUCAGACCUACUUGUGGGAGCUCCCGUGCAGAGCACCGUCAGGGAGGAAGGAAGAGUGUUUGUAUACAUCAACUCUGGCACUGGAGCAGUCAUGAACGAAAUGGAAAUAGAGCUCAUUGGAAGUGACAAAUAUGCUGCAAGAUUUGGGGAAUCUAUAGUCAAUCUUGGCGACAUUGAUAAUGAUGGCUUUGAAGAUGUUGCUAUUGGAGCUCCACAGGAAGAUGACUUGCGAGGUGCUAUUUAUAUUUACAAUGGCCGAGCAGAUGGGAUCUCGUCAGCCUUCUCACAGAGAAUUGAAGGGCGUCAAAUCAGCAAAUCAUUAAGUAUGUUUGGACAGUCUAUAUCUGGACAAAUUGAUGCAGAUAAUAAUGGAUAUGUAGAUGUAGCAGUUGGUGCUUUUCGGUCUGAUUCUGCUGUGCUGCUAAGGACGAGACCUGUAGUGAUUGUCGAAGCUUCUUUAAACCAUCCUGAGUCAGUAAAUAGAACAAAUUUUAACUGUAUUGAAAAUGGAUUGCCUUCUGUGUGCAUGGAUCUAACACUCUGUUUCUCAUAUAAGGGCAAAGAGGUUCCAGGUUAUAUCGUUUUGUUUUAUAACAUGAGCCUGGAUGUGAACCGAAAGGCAGAGUCUCCAUCGAGAUUUUACUUCUCUUCCAAUGGAACUUCUGACGUGAUUACAGGAAGCAUAAAAGUAUCAAGCAGAGUGGCUAACUGUAAAACACAUCAAGCAUUUAUGCGGAAAGAUGUACGGGACAUCCUCACCCCAAUUCAGAUUGAAGCCGCUUACCACCUGGGACAUCAUGUCAUCAGUAAACGAAGUACAGAGGAAUUCCCACCACUUCAGCCAAUUCUUCAGCAGAAGAAAGAAAAAGACAUCAUUGCAAAAACAAUAAACUUUGCAAGAUUUUGUGCGCAUGAAAACUGUUCUGCUGAUUUACAGGUUUCUGCAAAAAUUGGAUUUUUGAGGCCACAUGAAAAUAAAACCUAUCUUGCUGUUGGAAGUAUGAAGACAUUAAUGUUGAACGUGUCCUUAUUUAAUGCCGGAGAUGAUGCGUAUGAGACAACUCUGCAUAUCAGACUACCCACUGGUCUUUACUUCAUUAAGAUUUUAGAUCUGGAGGAGAAACAAAUAAACUGCGAAGUAACAGACAGCUCUGGCAUAGUAAAACUUGACUGCAGGGUUGGUUAUAUAUAUGUAGAUCAUCUAUCAAGGACAGAUAUUAGCUUUCUUCUGGAUGCCAGCUCACUCAGCAGAGCAGAAGAGGAUCUCAACAUCACAGUGCAUGCCGCCUGUGAAAAUGAAGGAGAAACAGGCAACGUGAAGCGUAACAAAGUGACUUUAACAGUACCUCUCAAGUAUGAAGUCAUGCUAACUGUUCAUGGGUUUGUAAACCCAACGUCGUUUGUGUAUGGCCCAAAGGAGGAAAGUGAGCCUGAAAUGUGUAUGGCAGAGAAAAUGAACUUCACUUUCCACGUUAUCAACACUGGCCAAAGCAUGGCUCCAAAUAUUAGUGUGGAAAUAACGAUACCAAAUUCUUUUAUUCCCCAAACUGAUAAACUGUUCAACAUUUUGGAUGUCCAGACUACUGUUGGAGAAUGCCAUUUUAAGAAUUACCAAAGAAAGUGUGCAUUAGAGCAGAAAAAAGGCACAAUGGAGACCCUGAAAGAUAUAUUCAAAUUUUUAUCAAAGACUGAUAAGAGGCUACUGUACUGCAUGAGAGCUGAUCCACAUUGUUUAACUUUCUCAUGCAAUUUUGGGAAAAUGGACAGUGGAAAAGAAGCCAGUGUUCACAUUCAGUUGGAGGGUCGGCCAUCCAUUUUAGAAAUGGAUGAGACUAGAGCCCUGAAGUUUGAAAUAAGAGCAACAGCUUUUCCAGAGCCAAAUCCAAAAGUUAUUGAACUAAACAAGGAUGAGAAUGUUGCACAUGUGCUACUCGAAGGACUACAUCAUCAAAGACCCAAACGCCAUUUCACUAUAGCUAUUAUUUUAAGUAGCUUGCUACUUGGACUUAUUUUACUUUUAUUGAUUUCAUAUGUUAUGUGGAAGGCUGGCUUCUUCAAAAGACAGUACAAGUCUAUCCUACAACAAGAAAACAGAAGAGACAGUUGGAGUUACAUUAACAGUAAAAGCAGUAAAGAUGAUGAUUGAAGACUUCUUUCAAAUUGAGAGAAUAACAGACUCAGGUUACAGUAUACUAAAACAAAUUUAGACAUUGUUUACAAGAAACCGUGAAUUUUGCCUCAGACUUCUUCUGUGUACUUCUUUUAGUCAUGACCUUGUGACAUGUUAUGUCUUAAUGCAGAUGAAAAAUCCAAGCAGUGAUUAUUCUAAGAGAAAAUAACUCCAAAAGUAAUAUUUUAAUAUAUCCAAAAAGAUAAUCUUUCAGCUCUUAAAUGGAUAGAAAAACACUAAAGCAUCAGCUUAUCCAAGAUAAGUAAUCCCUGGACAAUACCUUGAAAUGAGUGCAUCUGAAUUAAAAUUAUGUUGAAGUAAACAACUCGACUGGAGAAAACUUGGACUUUGAGGUAUCAUUCCUUUAAAAGAAAUACUAUUUACCAUAUGUGCUGGCUUUGGUAAAAUUAAUUCCACCAAAUAGGUAAGGACUCAUUUCUAAUAGAUCUUUGAGACUUGUUUGGAAUAUGUUCUCUAGAAAUAUUUAGCAGAAUUUUUGAAAGGCUGUUCUCAAAUUUUCUAAUGAAUAGAAGAGGAACAUUAUCAUUUUAAAGCAUAUUUUAUCUUUAAAGACAUUGAUUUGUAAUAUAUUUCCUAUAACCUUUGAUCAACAACCAUCUAUUCAGCAGUCUAUGAAUACUAUGGCCUGAUGAGCAAACUUCAGACUGAAGUUAUACACUGGUUUGAGCUUAAUGGGAUAAUUUCUGGCUAAUUAUUGUUUAUACAGCUAUGGAUUUUUUUCUUUCUGUACAUAUAUAUAUACAUAAGUUUUUAAGAGAAAAUAUGUUUAUAUAGGUAUAAAUCCAGUAAGUCCUUCUAUAACACAAUUUUAUCAAGGGAAAGGUACUGAAGAGUAAAUUGUAAAAAUCCAUCUUUAAUCAAAUUUUUUGGUUAUAAAAACAACAGUACUUAGAAUUCUAAUUUAUAUUCUAAAACAGAUCGAAUGUUGCACUUUAGCUGAUAUAUGUAAACUAUGAAAACUGUACCUCACUAAUUUUUAAAAAUCAAAGCUCUGCAAAGAACAUAUUGGGGACCAGUAUUUCAUACAAAUUAGAUACUGUUUAAAAUGUUGACUAUCAAAUUCAGCAAAUAAACAAAUUCUUGUUUGGAUGUUACUCCUUUCUCCUCAAAUGUAAGUAUGAAAUGUGUUUUCACCAGUACUAUAAGAGCGUUCUCUUCUUCAGGGAAAUAAAUAGAGAAGCAAAUUUAACUGUAAAAUUGAAAAAUAUAGAUUUAGCUUGUAUCAGGUAAAAAUGUGACAUCAAAAUUUCCAUGUUUUAGUGAUGACUGAAGUAUUUUAAGUUUUUUGUUGGUGUUAUCUUAGACUUUUUAUAAUGAAGUAGUUUUUCUGAGUCUAAAAUACCUCUUCACUUGCAAAUACAAUCACUUUUUGUAAUAUUUAUUCAUGCAUAUGAACUAAAUGCUGGUAAACACCAGAAUAUAAUUUCCUCUGAUUUGUCCCUACAUCUGUCUUGAUAUGAAGGUUGUGGCCAAAUUUUCGAAAUCUGUUACGGGAAGUGAUAGGUUAGAGGGCAGUCUUUACCACUAUGGAAGAGGAUUACUUCAUAGAGGUCCCUGCCAACAGCUGUCUUCCUCAGACCACUUAAUUCCUGUAAGUUAUCUGUUCACAAAUUGGUGGCUGGAGAAUGAAAAAUGCACAGAAACUUGUGAAGGCAUUUGAGCAGCGGGACCCAAUGAGCACGAAAGCUCCUGCAUUCGGGGGUGUACCAAUAGAAAUUAAUUCAAUUUUAAAGAACCCUUUGAACAAAAGAUACUAUUUUUUUUAUGAUUAAAAAACAAGUAGUUCUUUCAAGAAAAUGUCUAGGCUCAUUGGUGGAAAAUCAAAUCCAAAUUUAGAAUUGCUUCCUCAAGGAUGAUCCCUGAGGAAAUUUAAAUUUUGUUCCUUCCUACUAGAAAUGACACCAUUUCAGGUAGGAUUCUAACCAGUUAGAUAGUUUGAAUAGUUUAUGUGUAUUAUGGAUUUCAAAACCCUACCACUUUGAGUUUUCAACUUUCAGAGACUAUUCACCAAAGUGGUACUAUAACUUUUUAAAAAAUCCAUCUUUUUUCUUUUUGGCAAGUAGUCUAGGUAUUAGAGAGCUUUUGAAAAAAUAGUACUAUUUCUGGUUGUAUCAUUUCCUAGCUGUGUAAUUUAAUACCGCUGGAUUACGUACCUCAUCAAGAAAUCAGGACAGUCUUUCUUACAUGAACUCUGUGGUCUGUUGGCAUCAGGCUAUAGGAAAUUUAACAUCAGAAUUGAUGGACUCAAAUCCAGGAAUCCAAAUUAGUUCAUUUUGGAAUUAAUCUAGGUUAAAUAUUGAUAUAUCAUGUUUAAAUUUCAAGUAUAUGAAAGAUUUACUUUCCAUUCCAAUAAAUACUUUCCAAAAACCAGAAUUUAAAUCGUUUUGUAUAUAUUUCAUGUCUUAAAGCCUAGAAGCUAAUUUUUAGUAACAUCAAAAAUAGCAAUUUUAAUUUCUUUUAAAAAUAGUUUUUUCCUUACUAAAAUAUCUGUUUAAAACAUGACAGUAUCCCUUCAUAUUAAAAUUCUAAUUUUCACAUUCCUCUUAUAAACAACUACAUGUUACUUUGGAAUCAUUCGUUUCUUCCAUGCUUUUUCCAUAAAGAUUGAUAAGUCUUGGGUGUACUCUGUAAAGAAUAUAAGAAUAUGUAUGAUUAUUUCAUCAACCUAUCAUUCUGUUAUUUUUCACACAUAACCCCUAUCGAAUGUGGUGCACAAUACCAAAUAGAAAUCUAAUGCUAGCCAACGAGCAUACAUUCAUGGCAGAGCUGCCAUCUAGGAAAAAAUGCAGGGCCUAAUAAAUCAGCAGCAGUAAUUCCUGUAAAGCCCAGUCACCCACGCAUGUAGAAAGCUCACACCUAGCAGGCUACUCAGGGAGCCCUGCACACUUCUUCUACCCACGGAGUCAUAAUGCUUAUCAACAAUAAGUUUGCAUGUUCCCAAGCCUGUUUGUAACCCAUUGCUCUUGUUAAUAUGUAAAAUUGUUCUUACGUAAAGUAUGCUUUGGAAAGACGAUAAAAGCAAACUGCUGAACACAAAGUGUUACAGUAUUUGUUGUGGGUAAAAGGAAAUUUUAAACGACUGGGGGAUUAAAUUGUAACCAUCUGCUAUUCAGAUGGCAUCACAAGGUUUGAGAUCUUAAUCCAUUUUUUAAAAUUCAAAAUGGAAAUUGUAGACGUACAUUAUCUGUAUAGUUUGUGAAGAAUGGUAAUUCAGAAUGCCAACGUAGAGACUCAUAACCAAAGAAAAUGCUUUGGUUCUACAUAACAAUUAGUGAAUAAAUACAGUUACACUUCUUUAUUUAUUAAAAUUGUACAUGUGUCUUUUUAUGCUUCCCUGACUUACGAAUUUAAAACAAUAUUAGCCCAACUGCCUGUUUUGAUAGUUAUAAGGCAGCAACUUCCAUUUAUAUGUCUAUCAGACACAAAACUGAUAGUACAAGAUGGUGAAAUAAUUAGACUUACCUAACAUGGACCUCUGAUGCAACUUCCAUUAAAUCACCAUCUACAUUCCAAGGGAAACUGCUUCCUGUAGCAGUUUCAUGUGGUACGUCUUCUUCCUCUGGAUUGUGUCCACUGCUGUUACUCCUUGGGUGAACUUUUACUUCUUCAACAGUGUAAGUCUCAACAAAUGGAAAAUUAAACUAAAAAAAACAAAAAAUAAAUGCAAAUAAUCUUGGUACUUGCUUUAUCCCUAACUGUAAUGCAAACUAGGAAAGUUCACUGUGCUCUCAUUUGCAAGUAAAUAUCAGUGUGCAUGCUGAUGUUUUCAUAGCUUUGAAACCCUAAUUAGUUCCAAUUUCUUUGGAAGAAGGAGCCCCUUUUCUGCUUUCCUAGCUCAUUUAGAUCUAGCAGCUGGCAAACUUGUUUUAUGACAAAUAGUAUAU
Molecule: messenger RNA, 7162 nt
Organism: Globicephala melas (long-finned pilot whale)
Lineage: Eukaryota; Metazoa; Chordata; Mammalia; Artiodactyla; Delphinidae
Gene: ITGA4
Product: integrin subunit alpha 4
Biological process (GO): cell-matrix adhesion; cell-cell adhesion; cell adhesion mediated by integrin
Cellular component (GO): external side of plasma membrane; integrin complex
Molecular function (GO): integrin binding
Source: RefSeq, a predicted model, not a curated record